AGGCGGGUCGUUUUCAAAAAAUUGUCACUUAUUUUGAAAUGUCAUUUUAUUUCACAAAACUUUAUUGAGAUUAAUAAUUAAUUAUACAAUAAUAAAGGUUUAUUGGUGUUGUAUUUGUAAACGACAUGGGCUGUUUUUAUUCUAGACGAAGAAUCGAGGAUGACAUUAUAUAUGACAUGUCACCGAUCAGACACCUGCCAGUUAUCUUCGUGAAUGGAGUGCCUGGUGCUGGCAAGCAGACGGUCGCACAGACGAUAUCAAACAUUACGGGUUACACGAUGAUACGACCGGGGGAGCUGAUAAGGGCAGAGGCAGAGAAAGACACGGCCAGAGGACGCUUAAUAGCUGAUAAGCUACAGGCCCAGGAACUUGUACCUGAGCAACUCACAGUAGACAUGAUCAAAGAGACGAUGUUGAUGCAUCAGGACGCUAAAGGGUUCAUCUUAGUUGGAUUUCCAAAAAACCACAGAAUGUCGUAUAUAUUCAACCGCCAGGUGAAGUGGCCAGAAAAAGUUGUAGCAUUGGAAGUUGAUAAUGAGGUUGCAGCGAGUAGGUUACAAAACAAAUUGUCAGAGCUUGGACGGCCAGAGUAUGAAAUAAACGCGGCGCGGCAGAUCGUUAAGGAAGCUGCGCAAAAAGUCAAAAAUGUCCAUAAACGAUUUGGUGGACAUGUUAUCACGGUGGAUAGCAGCCGCAAUCCUAAAGCUCUCGCUUCAGCCCUCCAGGAGAUUCUGUCAGAUACAGUAGAAAAGGAUAAGAAGUCUGAAGACUCAGAAGCAUUACCUCUUAACACACCUGCACCCGAAAUCGUUGCCGCUCCCCCCCUCCCCGUCCCCACUAUUGAUACCAUAGACAAUGAAGUAAAAUGAUUUUAUAGUUUUAUGUUACUUGUGAUGAUUUUUUUUUGUUACAUUAAAUGUUAUUUUAGUAAUCAA
Danaus plexippus (monarch butterfly) is the source of this 935-nucleotide messenger RNA. Its product is annotated as adenylate kinase isoenzyme 1-like. Gene Ontology annotation, biological process: nucleobase-containing compound metabolic process. Lineage: Eukaryota; Metazoa; Arthropoda; Insecta; Lepidoptera; Nymphalidae. The record is from RefSeq and is a predicted model, not a curated record. Bases 126 to 869 code for a protein of 247 amino acids. The transcript has 5 exons. Gene Ontology annotation, cellular component: mitochondrion; cytoplasm. Gene Ontology annotation, molecular function: AMP kinase activity; ATP binding.